UAAUUUCUCAGUAUUUGACUGUCAGUAAAGCUGGUUUUGUUGAUUACUCUGAUGUAGAUGCCCAAUUUGGCUCAAGUUUUUCUAAUUGGAUUCUAUGAAGAUCGAGAAUUCGCGCUAUAUGUCUCUUCAAUCUCUAAUGAGCUUAAAGUCCCAGUGAGGUACUUGAAAGAAGACAAACCUCAUGGGUCAGCUGGUGCCCUUUAUUACUUUCGAGACCUGAUUAUGGAAGAUGCUCCGUCGCAUAUCUUUUUGCUGAAUUGUGAUGUGUGUUGCAGUUUUCCUCUGCCAGACAUGCUUGAGGCGCAUAGAGGGUAUGGUGGGAUUGGCACAUUGUUAGUAAUCAAGGUUUCUGCUGAAUCAGCCAACAAGUUUGGUGAGUGGCGCCGUUUGAAUUAA
This is a messenger RNA of Camellia sinensis, 396 nucleotides long. The record is from RefSeq and is a predicted model, not a curated record. Lineage: Eukaryota; Viridiplantae; Streptophyta; Magnoliopsida; Ericales; Theaceae.